AUGAAUGAAAGUACAAAAAUAGUUACACCAGGUCUCACAGGGCUUGCAAAUCUCGGCAACACCUGCUAUAUUAACUCAGCAAUCCAGUGUUUAAGUCAUCUGCCCCCAAUACGAAGUUAUUUUACUAGUGUUUUUAAAAUGAUGACGAAGUCAGAAAAGCCAGAUUCAUUGUAAAAACUAUAUAGUGUAUUAAUGCCUUUUCAAGAACUUAUUCUAGACUUAUGAGAUGGACAAGAAAAUAUACGUCCUGAAACCUUUGUAAUGAAUUCUUAUAUGCUAAGCGGAGAUUACCGGCCAAACCUGCAGCAAGAUGCGCAAGAAUUUUUGAGGAAAUUGUUGGAUAGCUUGGACACAGGUAUAAAAUCUGUGAUUCCAGGACCGAAUACAAUAGUUACAGAUACUUUUCAAGGAAAAAUCGAGACAAAAAUUGUUUGUAAAGAAUGCAAUGGGGAAACAAUAAAAAGGGAUGAUUUUCUUGAUAUUCCGUUAUCGUUGCCUGAUAGAAAAGAACUGAAAAAUCUGCACAAAAAAUCAGCUUCGAUGAUGUGUGAAGCAGAUCAGGUGAAAUAUAAGAAAAAAUCAGAUAAAUUAUGGACGAAAUUUAAAGAGUAAGGUUUAUUUACUCCUUCCUUUUAUAUUUAAUCAGCAAUUAAAUUAAUAAAAAAAAAUAUUUAAAAAUAUUUAAUAGAAAAGUUAGAUUUUGCAAAAAAGGAUCCUCAAUUAUUGUUUCUUUAUAUGACUGCAUUAUCAAUUAUUUUAAGAGCCAAGAAAUAAAUGAUAUUGGCAAUUUAUAUUAUUGUGAAACUUGCCAAAAGAAAUGCCCAAUAGAAAUGGUAUAUAAGAUAGCGGAAUUUCCAAAUAUUUUGGUAUUUAGUGUAAAAAGAUUCAAAUAUUCAAAUGGCAGCUCAAAGAUUGGUAUUCAUGUACAACUUCCUACUAUAAUAAACUUAAAAGAAUUCGGAAUAAACGACGAAGAUGCCGAAUACACGUUAAUCGGGCUUAUUCAGCAUAAUGGAGGCACAGGAGCAGGACAUUAUAAAGCAUAUUGUAAAAAUGAAGAAGAUGGGAAAUGGUACAAUUUCAAUGAUAAAACCGUUUCUGAAUGCACUAUUGAAGAAGUUUUAAUCCGUUUAUAUUUAAUUUAUUUAUUUAUAAUAAAUAUAAUAUAAUCCAUCAUUAUUAUUUUUACUUUUAUAAAAAGAGUUAGAAGCCCAAGCUUACAUUGCAUUUUACCAAAAAAACUUUAUUAGCAGACCAAAGUUAAAGAAAUGUGAAGAGGAGGACAGAAUUUUUAUUCCUUUGAACUGAUUAAACAACUAUGAAAUUCUUGCAAACCCCAAAAAAAUUGAUUUUCGAACACUAACUUGUAAGCAUGACAGUUUUUCUCCAUAUCUCAAAGAUUCUUCUUUAUUCCCAAUCAGUAGAGCCCAAUACCAAUCUUUAGAAUAUGAAUUUGGGCUUGAAGGAUCUCCAUUUACGUCUCUGGAUACAUGCAGUAUUUGUAUAAAAGAAACAGCAGAUAUUAAACAGAAAAUAAUUACAGAAAUAAAAAUUGCUAAAAGCUAUAAAGAUGAUCCAGAUUGCGAAGGUCCUUGAUAUAUCGUAUCAAACUUAUGAGUACAAAAAUGAAUAAAUUUCACAAAUUGAAUCCCAAGAUAUACCCUAAAUCCUGAUAUUCCUGGACUUAUUGACAAUUUUGAUCUUUAUGAAAAUGGGGAAAUAAAGAAAAACCUUGAAUAUAAAAAAGAUUAUCGAGUUUUCAAUAAAUUUUUAUGAAGGGAAUUCUAUAAGAUUUAUGGCUGUACGCAAAUAAUCCUCAAAAAGAAAAGAGAUAUUUAUUCAGAGGAUGCUCAAGACGAUACAGAAAUUCCAGUAGAAACUGAGAUUGUUAGCGAUAAUCCAAUGAGGGCUAUUAUAAAUAACAUUAUUUAG
Blepharisma stoltei is the source of this 1932-nucleotide messenger RNA. NCBI's taxonomy places the organism in Eukaryota, Ciliophora, Heterotrichea, Heterotrichida, Blepharismidae. The record is from the annotation of a GenBank genome assembly.